AUGGAGGAUCAAUUGACAAAGGUGCCCACUCACGAUCUUCAGUCCCUUUUGUGUUCGUCCAAAAGAGAUUUCCUUAUUCGCAACGAAGGUGACCAGGUUAAGGUCGAGAGUUUGAAGGGAAAGAAAGUUGGAUUAUAUUUCUCGGCGUCGUGGUGCGGCCCGUGUCAAUCAUUCACCCCGAAAUUGGUGGAGGUGUAUAAGGAGCUGCUUUCUGAUGGCAAAUUUGAAGUCGUAUUUGUCUCUGCUGAUCGAGAUAAUGAGUCAUUCCAAAAGUAUUUCUCAAAAAUGCCUUGGCUAGCCAUUCCAUUUUCUGACUCUGAGACACGUGAUGGACUUGAUAAAUUGUUCGAUGUGUGUGGAAUCCCCCAUCUUGUGAUCCUGGAUGAGAAUGGGAAGGAAUUAACCAAAGAGGGUGUUGGAAUCAUCCGAGAACACGAGGCCGAAGGAUUUCCUUUUACCCCAGAACGAAUUCAAGAACUCAAAGAGCAAGAAGAAGAAGCUAAGAGGAACCAGUCCCUUAAAUCUUUACUGGUGUCCCCAUCACGGGAUUAUGUGAUUAGAUCGGAUGGAGAAAAGGUACCGGUUGUUGAACUUGAAGGUAAGACUAUACUCCUGUAUUUCUCCGUGUUUGCAUCCAAAAUGUCACUUGCUUUUACUCCGAAGCUUGUUGAAUUUUAUCAAGAGUUGAGAAACGAAGGAGAGAAUUUUGAGAUUGUGAUGAUACCCCUCAAGUAUGAGGAGAUGUCAUUUAAGCAAGAGUUUGAAGGCAUGCCGUGGCUUUCAUUGCCCGUAUUGGACAAAACUUGUGAAAAGUUAGUCCGUUACUUUGAGCUCUCUACUCUGCCAACCGUUGUUGUCAUUGGGCCAGAUGGAAAAACUGUUCAUCCUAAUGUUGCUCAAGUCAUUGAAGAUCACGGAAGAAAGGGCUAUCCUUUUACGCCUGAGAAAUUUGCUGAGAUUGAAGAACUGGAGAAGAUAAAGAGGGAAUCACAAACUCUUGAAUCAAUUUUGGUAUCAGAAGAUUGCGACUUUGUAAUCGGGAAAGAUGGAGUUAAGGUUCGGGUUUCUGAGCUUGUUGGAAAAAAUAUACUACUGUACUUUUCCGCGCAUUGGUGUCCUCCAUGCCGUGCUUUUCUACCUAAGCUCAUAGAAGCAUACCAUGAAAUCAAAGUAAAGGACGACAAAUUUGAAGUGAUAUUCAUCUCCAGUGACAGAGACCAAAAAUCCUUUGAUGAAUUCUUUUCAACGAUGCCAUGGCUGGCAAUUCCAUUUGGGGAUAAAAGGAAGGGGUCUUUAAGUCGUCUGUUCAAGAUUCGUGGCAUCCCGGCGUUAGUAGCAGUAGGGCAAACUGGCAAGACUGUCACGACUGAAGCCAGAAAUCUUAUCGCUGAUCAUGGUGCAGAUGCUUACCCGUUCACUGAGGAACGCAUUAAGGAGAUUGAGGAACUGUACGAAAAGAUGGCCGAGGAGUGGCCGAAAAAAGUGAGGCACACACUUCACCAGGAGCACGAACUUGAUCUCACCAAGCGUGUAGGUUAUUGUUGUGAUGGAUGCGAUGAAUCUGGACGAGGAUGGUCAUUCUGGUGUAAGGAGUGCGACUUUGAUCUCCACCCGAAGUGUGCUUUAGGUGACAAGGAUGGGGGCGAGGAAAUAAAAGGCGACGUCCAGGCAGAAGAUGAAGAGAAGAAUCCCAAGGAAGGCUGGACUUGUGAUGGAGAUGUCUGCAACAAAGCAUAA
Fraxinus pennsylvanica is the source of this 1737-nucleotide messenger RNA. The record is from the annotation of a GenBank genome assembly. NCBI's taxonomy places the organism in Eukaryota, Viridiplantae, Streptophyta, Magnoliopsida, Lamiales, Oleaceae.